GUCCUAGCGGUAAACAUCUCAAAGUCGGUCUUUUCAUUUUUUGGCAGUCGAUCCGAAUGUGCGGCUCCAAAAUUGUGACUAGUUUUCUAGAAGGGCGUCAACAAGAACUUUGCUGAGAAUUUUGUUGACAAAAUCCACAGAUAUCUACCUAUUGUUGUUGCUUCAGUGUAAUUCGAUGCAAGCGAGGUGUCUACAAUAGGUGCACGAGGUGCUUUUCAAGUCGUUCUUGAUGUUCUCCCCAAUGGCACAGUUACGGGCAUGUGGCGUUUCUACCAAAGAGUGAUCACAUGAAGAACCUCCAUGCAGACCCUCACAGGUUACUGUUGUUAUCCGACAGGUGAUUGGUCAGCAGGUGUAGACGUCCGCCAUGAGCCACGGUGUGGUGACCGUGCAGGAGAUGCACUGCGUCUGCUCCUGGUUCGCCAACUGGGCCCUGCCACAACGCGAGGAGUUCCUGCGGGACUUGGUGGAGAAAGCGGUCGGAGUUACCACGGACUCCCUCCUGGCUAACCUUGACUCACUCUCCGUACAGGACAAGGCGCCGAGUAUAUUCAAGUGUCAGAUGAAGCUAUUCGGGCAGUGGUUCGAGGGAUGGACAGAAGACGAUAGGAACGAACUUCUGCAGAGACUAGAGAACAUAGAUGCGAUCUUUGUCGCAAGAUUCUAUGACGAAGUGGCCAAAAUCAACCAACAGAGACAUUGAUAGAAUUUGUAUUUAUUGGAAUAUCUUGGCUAUUUGUAUACUAGGAAUUUGGAAAGGGGUCUAUUUGACACAUUCCGUUGCCAGACUGUGGAUGGAAUGCUGUGCUAGUUUUCCUCUCAGUCAUAUCAUGGACUAUCUUAAAAGUUCCAAGUGGUUUUAUUUACACCACUUUUGCAGCGACCUCUCUACUGCAAAAUGAUGACACAGCUCAGAAAAUGCGCAUUUUUUGGAACGUUUAAUUGAAGGUAGUCUGGAUCAAAGGUUUACCUCUUAUUAGAUAAGGAACCAGGGUAUUGCUACCAAUCUGACAGCAGGAGAACAAUGGUGUUUCUAGCCUCCGUUGCAGCCUUCCAGCGGGGCUCAUUUUCAUGGGGGGGGUUUAGUGCUGGUUCGUGAUUUUCAACGUUGGCUUGAUUUUUGGUUCUCAAAGGAAGUUUGCAGAGUAAGAUAGUUUGCAGUGGAAAGUAGUUACUAGUAGUUGGGGCUUUCCAAGGCCAGCUCCCUUCCUCGGCAAACUUUCCUGGCAUAAGAGAAGCUAGCCAACGUUUAAUAUCGUGAAUAAAUCUCCCUCCCAAAUAAAAGUCAGCCACAGUGGCGGCGGCACAGGGGGGGGCAAAAUAUGUUGGGGGGCAUGGCCCCCCCCAAAAAAAACUGAAACCUUUUGUAUUUUUUUGAUGAUGGAAAUUUCAUUCAAUCAAUUUAGUCUAUCGGAAAAAUUUACCCCUGAAAAUGCAACAAAUGGCGUUUCAGACACUCCCGAUGUAAAAAUUUUGCCAGACCUCCCUUGUGAUGGCUACAGUUUUUGGCGCGGGACAAUAGGUUGUGGGAGCGUCACUCUCAAAAACCUUUUAAACUAAUACAAAAUUUACUAAUGAUUGUACUUAGCUUAGUUUACGAGCAGAAUGUCGCCCAAAAAUGCAGGAAAUGACGUUUCAGACAGUCAAGUCGGUCAAGAUUUCAAACUUUUCUCUGGUCCUCCCAAGCGAUGGCUUGCGCCUCCCGCGGCGCUCAUCAAAACGACAUGAUAAUUUGAGGAGGCGUGGGUCAUCGCCCUCAAACAUCUCUUUAUUUGACAAAAAAGGGUAGCUGGUGCUGAAAGUUCGACAGGUGCUGAAAGUUGGGUCAGAAAAAGUUCGCCCCACCCCCCCCCCCCCCAUACGAAAUUUGCUGCCGCCACCUCUGAGACACGCUGGAAGGCUGCAAUGGAGGAUAGGUGUUCCUGUCUGUGAAUGAAACACCACUGAGACUGACAUCCUUUUAAACACAUACACGAAAAAAUACACAUUUGCUUCUUUUUUUGCUUCUUUAAUUAUAGUAGAGAUUCUCUUGCACUGUAAAAUUCUCUAUGAUAUUGCACAACUGUUGAAAGCUAUACACAUGCAACAAAGGGCAACACAUGCAACUAAGGACAACACUUAAAAUACUUUUGGCAGUUUCUAAACCAUAUUGUAAAUGGAAUAAAAGCUUUAAACAUAAUAAAAGCCACCAAUAAAGCUACAGUAAGCCUUAA
Molecule: messenger RNA, 2213 nt
Organism: Branchiostoma floridae (Florida lancelet)
Lineage: Eukaryota; Metazoa; Chordata; Leptocardii; Amphioxiformes; Branchiostomatidae
Exons: 2
Coding region: 368-703 (111 amino acids)
Source: RefSeq, a predicted model, not a curated record